CAGCACUAUUCCUUCCCCCCUCCUUUCACCCCCUCCUCCCCUCCCCUCUCCUCUGUGCCGUCUGUGCAACUCGUCAGUCCUCUCCUCUCCGCCAUUUUUGCCUGAAGCACCCCUCCACCAGGAUUCCACGAGCGCGGAGGCGGAGGCGGAGGCGAUGGCGAUCGAUCAAUCCCUCAAGAGGAAGAGAGGGAGGCCAGCAGGAGGAGGAGGUUCCCCGUCUGUCAACAAGAGCCAGCGAGAUAAGAUGGUCAUGGAGCAGAAGAUGGCACUGGUGCAUCAAAGGCUCGCCUUGCUUGACAGCGAGAGCGACAAGGAUGCUGAUGUUGUGCCGACGGCCACAAUGCAGGAUGAUAAGCUUGCUGCUGUUGUUGUUGAUCAACAGCCUGUUGUUAUUAAUUUCGGUGACACAGAUGACGAGGAUGAAUAUGUUCCUUUGAGAAUUGUGCAGCCACGGAGGUUGGACAGUGAACAAGAAAAGCUGCUUGAUGUUUCUCAAACACACAAUGCUCAGGGUACUGACACCGCUAAAAAGAAGAGAGGGAGGCUUGUCAAGGCCCAGAGCAACAUGGAGCAGAAGUUGAAAUUGUCAACACCAAGGCUUGCCUUGGUUGAGAGCGGCUGCAGUAACAGCAGCAAGAGCGACAUAGAAGAAGAUCUUGUGCCGAUGGUAGCUGCUGUUAAUUGCAAAAAGACAUGUGCAAGAGUUCAGGGUAACUUUGGGUCUGCUAUGGAGAGAGCUGAGGAGGUACUGGUAAAGUUACCAGCCGAACAUCCUAGCUUUGUCAAGCAUAUGCUACAUUCACAUGUUGUUCAGGGUUUCUGGCUGGGUCUACCGUCUGGCUUCUGCAACAAGCAUCUCCCAAAGAAGGACGUUACUAUUGUGCUUGAAGAUGAGGAUGGGCAUAAUUAUGAUGCAAAAUAUCUAGGUGCCAAGCAAGGACUUAGUGGUGGUUGGAGAGGUUUUGCGCUUAAUCAUGAUAUUAAGGUCGGAGAUGUUGUAGUCUUUCAACUUGUCAGUUCAGCAAAGUUUAAGGUCUAUAUAUUGAGAGCGAACAACUUCACUAUAACUGAUGGAGCACUUGGUCUCCUGUGUUUGGAAGCAGGCAAAGAGAAGAUAUUGAAAGAAGAAAGAUCCAUUGAUGUCAAAUCUAAGGAGAAUCCAAAGUUUCGGAGCGAUGGCAGUAACCCAGCCAGUGACUCAAUAACAGACGGCAUCAGAUUUUCAGAUACAGCCAUCGGUUUCGAUGAUGUGAAAAGUUUCAGCAACUUCAACAUCAUCGUAGAUGGUCUGGUCAUCGACUGCAAGUUUCCUGACCACCUACGCAAGACGUACUAUGAGCUGUGCUGUGCCCAGGAGUCAUUCCUUCACAAGGAUCUGCUUAAGCAGAUAAACCUCACACUCGCCGUGGGAGUGAUCAUGGAGACUAUCAACAUCGCGGAGGGUAUCAGAGCAUGCAAAGCGCAUGCUUCUUCCCAUGAGGACUUUGUGAUCUGGAAGAAGACCUUGGAGGCCUUUGAGCUCCUGGGCAUGAAUGUCAAGUUCUUGCUCAAACGCAUCGAUGAUCUCCUCAGCCUUUCUGCUCUACCUAGAGACCCUGCUGAGCAUGAAGGGUACAAAGAGAUGAAACUGGAGCGGGCACGUGCCGGAGCAAAAAUGAAGGAGCUCGAGUCCAUGAUGUCAAGUGUGAAGGACACUCUGAAAAAGAUGGACGUGGAAAUGGAGGAGAUGGAGUCCAGUGCGAAGAGGACGGAUGAGAUGCUGCGGCGGUUAGCAACCGCACCAUGGUAGUGGUAUGCGCACAGUUUCGGUCUCGACCGCAGACGGACGAUGUUUUGGGCGACAUGGAUGUUCAGUAUGCAGAGACAGAUGAUGCUCUGGAUGGGGUCUAGCUUUGCAGAAGAUUAGAACUGCAUUGUGGCGGCAGCGUUUAGUUUCAGAGUAACCACUUUUUGUAUAAAUGCAACCUGAGAGUAGUUAUCUGUGUGUCAUCUAGGUAGGUUUUACGCUUCUUGUGCAGCAACUAGGAUGCUGUUUUUUGGGUACACAUCAAGUGUUGUAACCUAUCCCCAUCCCAUCCCCCCUAUGUAAAUUACGCGGAACUGCACUGUGGCAGUGCUGAGAAUGGAAGGAAGAGAGAUGCAGUCUGGUUUGAGUA
Messenger RNA from Triticum urartu, 2156 nucleotides. RefSeq names its product B3 domain-containing protein Os01g0234100. NCBI's taxonomy places the organism in Eukaryota, Viridiplantae, Streptophyta, Magnoliopsida, Poales, Poaceae. Gene Ontology annotation, molecular function: DNA binding. The record is from RefSeq and is a predicted model, not a curated record.